UCCAGGUCAUUCCGCACGAUGUUGACAUUCGAGCAGCGCGUCGCUUACCUUCGAUGCAAACGACGAGUAGCAAACUGGGUGAGAGGCCACCGACUGAUCGUCUUCUGCCUGGCUGCAGUUCUCGUUCUACUCACAACGCGCUACCUGCUGCACACGCACACACGCGCGACACCCGACGAGAAGCACAUCAAACAGGACAACCAACCGGCAAGAGAUCAAACACAACAGACAAGAGAGCAACAUGUUACAACCAAACCGGAAGUUAAAAAUGGCGGGAGUGAUACCCGCCAACGUGUAGCAACUGAGAAGACCAUCAAAGUGCAGGAUAAGGCUCCCGUUGUUGCAGCUUCAAAGCCAAAGACCCGAGUUGUUGCACCCACAAGUAAGGAAUUUCUGAGCGCCCUGACGUGCAUCAUGAGAUCCGCCAUCGGGUAUGCUGGCGACGACAUCCGGGUUUUAAAACAGACCACAAGUGAGGCUAAGCUUGUCGAUGCUGCAGCGAGGGCUUCACUGACAGCGAUUGCUCGUCGGUUGCGCCGCAUCUGGCCUAAACUCCCUCUCUCCAGCCUCUCGGAUCAUGCAAUCAAUGACGUCAUGAAGGGGGUGACGAAUAAGGACGACACCGGUUGUAAAGUCCCGGGUAUAGAUGUACCACUGAGCGAGUUGGAAAUUGUUAUCAACCCGUUGGAUUCUCAUUACGAGUUGCUACACGACGAUCUACACUAUGUGACGACAUCGGCAUGUGUUCUCUACAGAGGCAAACCGCUGGCGGCCGUCAUCCACCAACCGUUCCUCAAGCGUUCCUUCUACUCGUACAUCGGUCCACACCGUGAGCAGAACCCCAAAGCACCCAUUUUACAAGACAAAGGGAAAGCAAAAAUUUCCAUUGGUAAAGAGCAGUUUGCAAAAGCAAAGUCGAUACUCGGUGACUCCGCCCUACCAAACGUGUUAUCAGGUGGCGUUGAUUAUGCAGCACUGAGUGUUCUCUUCGAUGCUUCGAAACAGACAUUGUCUGCCAGUGAUGCACAAACUCAUUUAAGAUUUCAAAGUGUUCCUCAUCGGUAUGCGUGUGCGGGUGACGUCAUCGUAUCCGGUUAUAGUGGGAGAUAUGGAGGGUUGGUGGGAACGAAUUCGAAACCGGAUUAUCGUAAGAAUCCGAAGGAAGCGACAUUGAAAGGGUUGUGGAUAACACUGAAGACAGCACAGGCGGAUGAAGAGAUUAAGAAGGUGUACAAGGAACUGGAGAAAUUAGUAGAGUGAUUGAUAUCAAUGAAGGGUUAGAUUGUAUUGGAUAUUGUGAUAUCACGUGUUGAGAUUUAUUGUUCGAGAUGUGGUUGGUUUUUAUGAUUAAUCUAUUGGAGAUAUACUGUCUGAUGGUACG
Messenger RNA from Corticium candelabrum, 1381 nucleotides. Its product is annotated as putative inositol monophosphatase 3. The transcript has a single exon. The coding region runs from base 19 to 1260 and encodes 413 amino acids. Lineage: Eukaryota; Metazoa; Porifera; Homoscleromorpha; Homosclerophorida; Plakinidae. The record is from RefSeq and is a predicted model, not a curated record.